UUCGCUGACGUCAGCCCCAGUGAAAGGAGGAAGGAGAGAGAGAGAGAGAGAUAGAGGGAGAGUGUUCAGCCAGAGCUGUCAUUAACUAGUUAUGCUGUAGAGAGCUACUGGGGUAAAGUAUUCUACCUUCAAAAAACAGCACUAUAGAAAUAACAUACCAGACUGUGCAAAGCAAAACCCGGGAGGUGGGGCUCUUACCUCCUCUUUCUUUCUCUCUCUGGCUCCUUUUAUAAAAAGUUUCUGGUGAUUAUGGCUGAUGUGAUACAUAUGAACGACUCGUCCUCAGCGGACGUAGCGAACAGAUUCGCCCGUAAAGGCGCUCUGAGACAGAAGAACGUCCACGAAGUGAAAGACCACAAGUUCACGGCGCGGUUCUUCAAACAGCCGACAUUCUGCAGUCACUGCACCGACUUCAUUUGGGGAUUUGGAAAGCAAGGAUUUCAGUGCCAAGUUUGCUGUUUUGUGGUCCACAAGCGGUGUCAUGAGUUUGUCACGUUCUCAUGCCCUGGUGCAGACAAGGGGCCCGAUACUGACGAUCCUAGAAGCAAACACAAGUUUAAAAUCCACACGUAUGGAAGCCCCACGUUUUGUGAUCACUGCGGCUCCCUACUAUACGGACUCAUUCACCAAGGGAUGAAAUGUGACACUUGUGAUAUGAAUGUGCACAAGGUGUGUGUAAUGAACGUGCCCAGCCUCUGUGGCACCGACUUCACAGAGAGAAGAGGGCGGCUGUUUCUGAAGAUUGAAGUGACUGGAGACCAGCUGCAUGUCACAGUGGGAGAGGGGAAGAACCUGAUUCCGAUGGACCCGAAUGGAUCCUCGGACCCCUACGUGAAGCUGAAGCUGAUCCCAGACCCCAAAAACGAAACCAAACAAAAGACCAAAACCAUCCGCGCCUGCCUCAACCCCAACUGGAACGAAUCCUUCACAUUUAAACUGAAGCCCACAGAUAAGGACCGGCGCCUGUCUGUGGAGAUCUGGGACUGGGACCGGACGACGAGGAACGACUUCAUGGGCUCCCUGUCCUUCGGGGUGUCCGAGCUUAUCAAGUCCCCUGUGUGUGGCUGGUUCAAGUUGCUGAAUCAGGAGGAGGGCGAGUACUACAACGUGCCCAUCUCUGAGGCUGACGAUGGGAACUUGGAGCUCAGGCAGAAGUUUGAGGGCUGUCAUAUUAAUAUCCACUUCCUAAAGGGUCACAGUCUGGAGGAUCCUGAUAAGAAAGCCAGGCUCGGCCCCACUAAGAAGGUGAUCAGCCCUCCAGAUGAUAAGCAAAGUUUACCUUCGAACAACCUGGACCGGGUCAAACUGACUGACUUCAACUUCCUGGCUGUUCUGGGCAAGGGCAGCUUCGGCAAGGUAAUGCUGGCGGAGAUGAAGGGCUCAGAUGAGCUGUACGCCAUCAAGAUCCUGAAGAAGGACGUGGUGAUGCAGGACGAUGACGUGGAGUGCACCAUGGUGGAGAAGAGGGUGCUGGCACAGCAGGACAAGCCACCCUUCCUAACCCAGCUGCACUCCUGCUUCCAGACUGUGGAUCGCCUGUAUUUCGUCAUGGAGUAUGUAACCGGAGGAGACCUCAUGUACCACAUCCAACAUGUGGGGAAAUUCAAAGAACCACAAGCAGUGUUCUAUGCAGCAGAGAUUUCUGUCGGACUCAUCUUCCUGCACAAGAAAGGAGUUGUAUACAGGGAUCUAAAGCUUGACAAUGUAAUGCUGGACUCCGAGGGACACAUUAAGAUUGCUGAUUUCGGCAUGUGCAAGGAGAACAUGUUCAAUGGAGUGACAACGAGGACGUUCUGUGGGACCCCAGACUACAUUGCACCCGAGAUUAUUGCAUAUCAACCAUAUGGAAGAUCAGUAGACUGGUGGGCCUUUGGAGUCCUGCUGUAUGAGAUGCUGGCCGGGCAGCCGCCCUUCGAUGGAGAAGACGAGGACGAGCUGUUCCAGUCCAUCAUGGAGCACAACGUGUCCUAUCCGAAGUCCAUGUCCAAAGAGGCGAUCUCUAUCUGCAAAGGGCUGAUGACCAAACACCCUGCGAAGCGGCUGGGCUGCGGGUCGGAGGGGGAGCGAGACAUCAAGGAACACGCCUUCUUCAGGAGGAUCGACUGGGACAGACUGGAGGGACGGGAGAUCCAGCCGCCCUUCAAACCCAAAGUGAGUGGUAAAGGUGCAGAGAACUUUGACAAGUUCUUCACGCGCACUCAGCCAAUGUUAACACCGCCGGAUCAGCUGGUAAUCGCCAACAUCGACCAAGAAGAGUUUGAGGGGUUCUCCUACGUCAACCCCCAGUACGUCCCCCCCUCAUUGCUGAGCGUGGUAUGAAGCUGAGAAGCAACCGUGCACAGAAAAAAAAACAGGAAGGAAGGAAACAAAGAAGACGUGUUUGCAAAAUCUCUAAUCCGGGACCGAGUAACAAAAAGACAAACAAAACAAAAAAAAAAAAUUUUCAAACUGAAUCUAUGGAAAUAAGUGAAAAAAAACAUGCAUAUCAUGGUGGAAAUAAAUGUGUUCAUAACCAGUGUGCAUUGUGGCCAAAGUUUGGAAUCUGAAUGGGCAUUAAACUAGAUUUAAAUAAAAUCGAUACAAGCUAUUAAUAACGUGCUUGGUUCAGACCACUGGAUUUUUCCAAUGCGAGAAGUUCUUAAAAUAUCUUUUAACGUAUUGUUCAUCUUGCUGUAUUUCACUGCAUGCUUAUAAUGCUAAACCUGUGGUUCCAGUUACGCCCAGAGGGACCCGUUACUUUCUUGGCUCUUCCCAUUAUGAAUGCAAGUGGAAGUGCUGAGACUCGACAGUUAAAACCACAACAAGACCAGUUAAUUUCAAACAGAGCUGAGCAACAAGGGAGUGUAGGAAGGAGUUUGUUUUGUACCGAUGGUAAUGAAAGGAUGGCCUGGAUGGAGUGUCUGGAACAGGUUACAAUAGUGCAUACUCGUUUUACAAACCAGUCUCUAUCCUUAAUCAUUUACAUUUCUGUCAUAUUUACAUAUCUGUUAUUUUUCUAAGUCAUAGAAGAGGGUAACUUUUUUUAUUUUUAGAAACGAUACAACCAUAUAAGAAUUCCUACUAUGAAUUAUGAUAUAUAUAUAUAUAUGUGUGUGUGUGUGUGCCAAAAUGCUAUCAUACUAGGAUAGUGGGAUUCUGGUACAAGAAAUUUGAUCCUAUAAUGCAAGUCAGAGGUUAAGAGAUCAACACCACUUGACUGCAGUGAGGACUUUGAAAGCUAAUUUGGUGAUGCAUUUGCGCUUUCAAGAACUGUAAAAACGUUGCAGUAUUGUCUCUCACAACAGAAUACACAGGAAUCUUCCACUUCCGUGCCCCUUAUGGUUUCAAAAAUAGUAUUCUAUGAAUCUAUAAAAGACACUGAAGAAAUUCCAUCUGCAUAUUGAACAUACUUUUUUUUUAAAUAGGGAAUCCCUAUUUAAGUAGUAGUAGCGUGCCUAUUUGUCUUAUAGCAGGGUUCAAUAAAAGGAGUGCAGAGAAAUCUUAUGAAGCUAAAAGUGAACCUACAUGUAGCUUUAAGGAAUGUAAACAAAGUGGUAAGAAAGCAGGCAACUGCACUGUACUGCACUGCACUGUACUGCACUACACUGUACUGUACUGCACUGUAGUAAUCAGGCACAACUGAAUGGAUGACUGUGGGGCUCUACAGCAGGUCAAAGACUGCUAGAAAAUAUAAAAUAUUGCAUCUCAAUUUGAAGAAACUGAAAAAAAUGAAGAGCACUUACGAUUAUAAAAUUAUAAAGUACAUUUUAUAAAAAUUUAAAAUCAGAACUGAAAAGAUGCUAAACCUACUGUACAUAAGGGAAAUGGAAAUGAAUGUGUAUGCAUCAUGCAGUUAACUUUGCAUGUUUCUGUUCAACCUCCAAACAGAGCUGUACUAACUGUAUAAUCCUAUCCAUGUAAAACAGAGUAUUAUAUUAGUUAAUUACACAUGUGCUAUAUUUGUGCUAUAUAAACUAGAUGUCGAGGAGUGAAUGUUUAUUCUUUGAGAUAGUACCUUAGGCUUGACUCAAUGUUUGUUUGUUUUUUUAAACUCUGUUUUCUUUGCAUAUCUUGGAUUGAAUGCAUCUGUUUCUUGGUAUUAUCAGUGACUUAAACAGUUUUGCCUUCCAGAAAUGCAUGUAAAAGCCAGGCACAUGCGGUAGCUGGUGUUGCAUGCACGGUUCGUACAGUAAACAGGGUCGCAGUUCUUACAGCAUGUCAGUCAAGUAUCAAACGUCAUUGUUGAGAAAUAGAAAACAAAAUCACAUUUUUUCAUUCAUACCCUAGAUGAUGCUCGUGGGUCUUGAUUACAGGUUUUAUUUUUCUCCCUUUGGUUAUGACAAUGCCAGACUAAAAAUAGAAAGAUUUGAGCAGGCAGUUACUACUUAGUCAAUAGGAAUAAUGACAGCGACGCAAUUUAGUUUUAAACAGUAGUUAUUAGAGGCAAUUGGACUUUGGCUAGAGGCAUGCCUAGUUAGGAACAGCCCAGUUGUUAUUACAGAAUGUUGCCAAUAUGCUCUUAAAAACAAAGUUCCUCCGCCAAACAACGUCACUCUUUGGACUUUGUGAUUUAAAUAAAGUCAUAUUCAGAUAAUACAGGGUCAGUUAAAGCUGAGGGAAUACGAAGCCACUUUGUGGCUUGGAACUUGGUUUCAGGAGACUAGGUUUCAGGCCACUGCACGGCACACCAGGGGAGACUUGGGGUUUGAUGCAGCAAAGUUGCCUCAAACUAGGUCUCCUGGAACCAGGUUUCAAGCCACUGUUCCUGAAAAAGUGUCUUCAUGUUUCAACAGUUUAACACUUAAUCCCUUAAUCUGCUGCUUAGCCUUGCUGGAAAUAUUUAUUAAUUAUGAAAUGGUACCAUUUUUUUGUCUUCUUAUAUAUAUAUUAUUAUUAUUAUUAUUAUUAUUAAAAUAUUAUUAUUAUUAUUAUUAUUAAAAUAUAUAUCUAUUAUUAUUAUAUAUUUUUUUUCUCUGAAUCACUUGUUAUUUCAUCUAAUUUAGCAAUGCUGGAUAAUCCCAUGUAAAAUAUGCUGGCCAAACUAACGUCACCCCCUUCAAAUUACGUGGUUUUUAAUAUAACUGUUUAAAAAACACAAAGCUAUUUAGACAUGGUUUAUGAUACUGUAUAAAAAUUUGUUUUCAGGGAUAUUCAAAAUGUAACAGUUAAUCAUUUUCUAAGAAACAAUAAGUACAUUCUUAUCAACGUUAUUGUAACAGUGUGACAAAGUACACAAUGCUUGACACCUGUUUUAAAGAAAACUCUUUCAAUGCACUGAAGGCAGUUUUAUACAGUCAGAGGUACUACACAGUUUAUACUUGCUGCACUUUGUGAAUCAAUUAACUUUUAAUAGAGAAGCCAAGCGCCAUUUGGGAAUGUGACGAUCCUGAGAUAUUCAUUUGGAACCAGGAGAAAGUUAUUUUCUUUUGUUAUUUCAUUGUAUUUUACUGGCUGCUCUUGAUAAAGUGCUCGUUCUUUUAACAAACUCUUUCUUAACGAUCCUCUUUAUAGUACAUAUUCUUCUUAUUAUAAUAAUUGUUAUUGUCAUUAUUAAUUAUUUCUGAAUUCUAAACUAGUACUUUCUCGACAUAUGUUAUGCUUUGGUCCUCUGUUAAUUGUAGUUUGAAAGAUAAUGUGUACAAAUAAAAAGUAUGAAUCUGUA
This is a messenger RNA of Acipenser ruthenus (sterlet), 5641 nucleotides long. RefSeq names its product protein kinase C alpha type. Gene Ontology annotation, molecular function: zinc ion binding; ATP binding; diacylglycerol-dependent serine/threonine kinase activity. The transcript has 19 exons. Gene Ontology annotation, biological process: protein phosphorylation. The record is from RefSeq and is a predicted model, not a curated record. Bases 250 to 2319 code for a protein of 689 amino acids. NCBI's taxonomy places the organism in Eukaryota, Metazoa, Chordata, Actinopteri, Acipenseriformes, Acipenseridae.